This is a messenger RNA of Chondrus crispus (carragheen), 4240 nucleotides long. RefSeq lists its product as hypothetical. The coding region runs from base 1 to 3801 and encodes 1266 amino acids. NCBI's taxonomy places the organism in Eukaryota, Rhodophyta, Florideophyceae, Gigartinales, Gigartinaceae. The transcript has 2 exons. The record is from RefSeq and is a predicted model, not a curated record.
AUGCCAGAGCAACCGGAAUCUGAACCGGAAAAGUCUUCCGUCGCGCACUAUGUCGUCAUUGGCGAAGGUGCUCGCGACAACGAGUGGACAGAUGGUACCCCAGCUUCGCGUUUACUUGCUAGUCGCUUACCCGAACAAAGCUUUCAGCUUUUGCCAAUUCCUCCCAGUACAAAAUAUGCCAUUGUUCCGCUUGUGCGUGUGUUUGGCUGUGAGGGACCUCCUUCCCCCGCCACAAAGUUUCCCCGCGUUUCUAACGUCUCUAAUAUGGCUCCACUACCCGUGGAGCAGUUAUCGAGUGCCCUUGCCGAGUCGAAUAUACACUCGAACAGUCAAAGUCGUGUCGAGGGUGAUGUGCAGUCUUCAGCUGCGCCUGUCAGUUAUGGUGCAUCCGGCCCUCCCCGACACCUUAGCACCCGCGGGUGCCGCAUGAUCGCACAUCCAGCAUUGAAUCAUGCGACCCCCAUUGCGAAUUCUGGACCGACAACUGCAGUACGGCAGCAACUCCCGGACGAACGAGGGCCAUCAAAAAUUCCUUCGGUAUCCGGAACCAAAAACCGAAAUGAGAGGAACAUCCUCUCACCUGAAGAUGCUGAGUUAGAUCUUGCGAACGUUGAGAACAAUUCUAGGCUUUUUUCUGCGAAAUCGAUAUCGAACACACUAGCAAGUGAUGCACAAUCCGCCGCAUUGAAGGAGUUUGUCAGGAACCAAAAGAAGCUGUAUCAGCCGACCAAAUCACUCCCACCAAUUCUCGCGGACCCUGCCAUCCAAGCAGCGCAUGCCGCUCGAAUGCAUGCCUCCACCCGACACGAAGAAUCUCAACAUGGUACUGCUGCUUCGGCUAGUGGCCAUGCGGAAAGAGUUCAACGAACGUCGGGCACGUCCUCUAUACAUCAUGGUCGAAGCGACAUUCAAGUGCGUGGGCCUACUAUAAAAACACUGGACAACAACAGUGCACCAUCAACCAAGACUUCUGAACCCCCUUCCCUGAAAUCGCUAAGAACUGCAGGUAGUUCUGAGAUGAGGGCCAAAGAAGAAAGAGAUGAGACCGCUGUAAUACGCGAUGAACGGAGUUCGACGGACUGUCCAUCACAAUCUGAGCGGCUCAGCAGAGCAACAAAAGUGGGGAACUGCGAUACUGUCCCGUCCGAGAAUUCCCAGCUGACCCAAAAGCGAAAGGUCGCAAAUGAAGCAAAUGCCAGGCGUGGAAGUCUCCCAAAUUUACAUCGGCGUGUACCACCCGAACGACAUGCAAGAGAGGGAAUACAAGCAUCGAUGACGGAGCGCUCUGCGAAAAGCACAUCUACUAUCCCAGCGCGUGCAAUCGUCUUGGAAGGAAAGAAUGGAAAAGGCUCUCAUACUGAUCAAGAGCAACGGGAUGGCGAACUGUUGUCCCGGCGACGAGGGAACAGUGAUCAGAGAACCAUACCCUCUCAGAAGGAUAAAGCUCCCGCCAAUGCACAUAAGACUAAUUCAUCGAGCACUCCUAACACUACCCAUUCUGGAAAUGAAGACUUCAAUUCAGGUUCGAAAAAGGAGAAGGCCAGACAUGCGCAGUUGCAAAGGAAACCUCCGUUUUCGAAGGGCCUGACUUGUGGGGUUGAUCUUCAGCAGAAACUAGCGCGAGGAAGUCUUCAUGUGGUAACAACGGACAAUAGUUCGUCAACGUCGGGUGUAAAGGGCAAGAAUUGCAGCGAUCUAAUGACAGAGCCAUUUGAAUAUUGCAUCAAGCUACUGGUGCAGUCUUUAUGUUUAUCUGGGUCUGCGUCUGGGUCUGGAAUCAGCAAGGAAGUCACGACUAGGUUUAGGAGAGAAUUGCGAACUAUUUUCAAUCUGGAAAGCAGAUCCCGAUUGCCUCAAAGUAAGAGAGGAAUACUCAAGGGCCCUCAUAAUGCACGCGAUCAAAAGGCUCCAACUGCUGCAACAAAUGACACCGCCCCUCUCCAUGGGGGAAGAAAAGCAGCUCUGAUUCUACGUCAGGAAGCAGGUCCUGUAGUGUCUCCGACGAAGGUGGCGGAGAAGCCUGGAUAUUCUCGUUCCUCCUCUCGCAUACUUGCUAGCGACGCAACUGCUGGGAUUGUGCAUCCUCGAAGCUCUGAGCAUGGUGCCAGAACCCGAGCACAACCAGUUGACAAAUCAGACGCCAUGCCCUCAUCACAGACCCCAAUAUCGUCCGCACUGCAUGGCAUUCAAUUUACAUUCAUUCGGUGGCAACUAGCAAUACAACAAAAGCAAGUGAAACUUGAAAAUGUUGCACGUGAAGCCAGAGAAAUUGCGGAUACUUGCAAAAGUUUAAUGAACCCGGUAGGAGGGACACCCCGCAUGCAAGAUAGAGAAGUAAUCGAGCAUGUUGUCAACCUGAAUCUGGCAGGAAUUCCUAUCCGAUACAUUCUCACUCAAAUCGCAUCUCUCAGCGAAGUCUCGGCGUCUAGUUACAGUCCCCAGCGAAGCGCUAUGAGAAACUUAGAACAUGCUUUAGACGCGUUGAGAGACAUUCUUAUAUGGGCAAAGUACAUAGCGGAUGAAGUCUCACAACUUCACAGAAAAUACGAAGAAGACGCUUCCGAAAGAGCAGAAGUGAAGCGGUUUUUAGCAGGCAUCACUACUUUUAUUUCAUAUUCUCAGUCAGAAGCAAGACUAGGUUUUAUUUCGGAGCUGAAGGAAUACAAGAAAUACUUUCUUCAUUCGGCGAAUUCGAAGGAUGAUGGAAGACCUUUCUAUGCUCGCCGUCAGGCCCUUGGCGACGACGUCAGAUCGAUUUUAUUGACAUUUCGAAGAGUUGCCGUUUGGUGGAAGCGGCAAACCUCGACCAAGCGCCGCAAUGUUGGUGCUAUGCAAAGCGCAACCGCCACUUCAGCAGACCCCGCAAAUGAAGUGCCAAACCCUAGUGUGGCGGGGCGGAAGGGACCGAGCGAAAAGGUCAAGAACGUUCUGAAAGCAAAUCCCCAGCUGCAGUCACGAACAACUGACGCGGCUGUUCUUGAAAAGGCUUAUGCCCAUGGGGAGAGUCAUGAAAAAGAAGCCAAUGAAGCGCCAAGUGUGCAUGAUGCUAAAGCCGCGCCAAAGCGACAGGGUUCGGACAUUUCAGACGUCAAGAUGCGCAGAGCAGCUGUGGGUUCAAGUAGCGAGAUUGUGCCUGGCUCAACGAAGGCGAGAGCUAUCGGCCAAUUGGGUGUUGGCAGUGGGAGGCUUGACGCCAAAGCUCCAUCAGUGGCGAGGACAAAGGGGAAGGAGAGUUUCAAUCCCAUGGCGUUGCUUAAAUCGAUCUCUGAUGCUCGUAAUACACAUCACCGAGAAGACGGCAUUCGUUCAGAAUCCCGGAGUGCGAAGAAUCCCGUGGCAGGGACAAGUGCAUGGGCGACUACAUCCCAGACAUCGAGGCCUCGGAAGCCAUUAAACAAAGGAGAAGUUGAAAAAAAUAUCAAUGCAGAAGAACGUAGUCGCCGGCCGCUGAAGCGACGUCGACGUGAUGAUCACGUCUCUUUCGCAACUGAUCUCGUGGUGGGGACAAGUAACUCGAAUAUCCAAAAGGCAGACAACCUCAGCCUAUUUCACGACGGCUACGAUUUGUUAGGUCGUGAAAAUCCAAUUCAAGAAGAGGCAGUCAAUGAACGGGCCAGUCAUCUGACUAGGGGGUCAGUGAUAGCGUUAUUUGGUUAUUUGCGGUCUGAGUUCAUUCGAAUGAAAAACGAAUCUGAGGGGCGAGAAACAAUAGAACCAGAAUUUUUGAGUCUCAUCUAUCCUCCGUCGGCCUCGAAACAGAUUGCCUGGCAUGCAAAGAAGGACACGCCGAAAGCUGGAUAGAUGAGACGUACAAGCUUUACUUCCAUAACACACUUGUGCAGCAGUCAGAGAGAGAUGUUGGAGGGGGACAACUUGUCGCGGUUAUGAGAGAAGAGAAUAAGCAACGACAUGCGCCAGAUCACAAAUGACAGUGCCAAUGUGCAGUUUCCGUUUUUCUUGCACUGAAGUAGACCCAAAAUUCAUAGACGCAAGAAUAUUUUGGCGAACGCUGUAACAAUACCUCCUUUUGUUGCCCCUGGUGAGGAAAGCAAAUUUCGAUGUCAAGGACUGCACUGAGACUUGUUCUUAUGGUCAGCCUGAAGAAAUCAGGUAGCAAUUAAACUCACUAAGCUUGUGGCAAAGUGCGUUCAAGCCUAUCUUAUUGUACCAUUUGGUAUGUUUUUAUAAAAUAAAACAAGGAAAAAAAGGAGUACGCCAUCCUCACAUGGCUUCCCUAUCU